AUGUCCAGACUCGAAAUAUAUUCGCCAGAGGGCCUGAGAGUAGACGGGCGUCGGUGGAAUGAGCUUCGUCGGUUGGAGUGUUCGAUCAACACCCAUGCAAACGCAUCAGACGGCUCGUCAUACCUUGAACAAGGAAACAACAAGGUUAUAACUCUUGUUACCGGGCCGCAGGAGCCAAAGCUUCGCUCCCAGAUGAACGUCACCAAAGCCACUAUAUCCGUAGCUCUCAAUAUUACUCGAUUCUCCAAGAUUGAAAGAAGCAAGUCCAGUCAUAAGAAUGAAAGACGAGUGCUGGAGAUGCAAACAGCUUUAGUUCGUACGUUUGAGAAAAACGUGAUGCUACACCUGUACCCACGUACUCAGAUCGAGAUACAAAUACAUGUGCUGCAACAAGAUGGUGGCCUCAUGAGCAGCUUAAUCAACGGAAUAACAUUAGCGCUGAUCGAUGCAGGUAUUGCAAUGUACGACUAUAUCAGCGGCGUAUCUAUAGGGCUUUAUGAUACCACACCGUUGCUAGACCUUAACUCAGUCGAGGAGAAUGCGAUGAGUAGCGUAACGCUGGGUGUUGUCGGAAAGUCGGAGAAGCUUUCUCUCCUCUUGGUGGAGGACAAAAUUCCUCUAGAUAGGAUGGAAAGUGUACUCGCUAUCGGCAUUGCAGGGUCUCACCGGAUCAGGGAGCUCAUGGACAAGGAGCUACGGAAACAUGGUGAAAGAAGGCUUGCUAACAUGUCUACUUGA
Messenger RNA from Lachancea thermotolerans CBS 6340, 738 nucleotides. It is a transcript of the gene SKI6, whose product is annotated as exosome non-catalytic core subunit SKI6. Gene Ontology annotation, biological process: rRNA catabolic process; poly(A)-dependent snoRNA 3'-end processing; nuclear mRNA surveillance. Lineage: Eukaryota; Fungi; Ascomycota; Saccharomycetes; Saccharomycetales; Saccharomycetaceae. The coding region runs from base 1 to 738 and encodes 245 amino acids. The record is from RefSeq and is a predicted model, not a curated record. The transcript has a single exon. Gene Ontology annotation, cellular component: cytoplasmic exosome (RNase complex); nuclear exosome (RNase complex); nucleolus.